CGGAAGCACAAACAGCGUAAUCCCACAAACAGAGAAAGAGAAAAGGAAUAGAAUCCUAUCGUAAUAUUAUUAUUCUCUGGGUUCAAUAAUACAUGUAAUUGUUAAGUUAUCUAGUUUUGCAGCCUCAGAAAGAAAGAGAAGAGAAAACUUGAAGAACACAAGGCUCUCAACUUCAGCUGCAAGCAGCAUGAACAUGGAGAGAACACUUGCACAGUACAGUGCAGACGCUGAGAUUCUUGCAGAGUUCGAGCAAUCAAACGUGUCCGGUAAAUCAUUUGACUACUCAAAGUCAGUGGUUGACCCACCGAAAUCAGUCUCUGAGGAGAAGAUGACUGCCUACUUGUCAAGAAUCCAAAGGGGCGGACUCAUCCAGCCCUUUGGCUGCAUGCUGGCAGUCGAAGAACCGACUUUCAACAUCAUUGGCUACAGCCAGAAUUCAUUUCACCUCUUGGGUGUCAAGACUCAGUCCGACACCGAAGAGUUAAUGGGUGGUCUUCUUGGAGUUGAUGCCACUACACUCUUUACUCCUGCUUCCGGGGCUUCGCUUGCAAAAGCUGUGGCAUCGAGGGAAAUCUCGCUUCUUAAUCCUGUUUGGGUGUACGCAAGGGCAACGCAGAAGCCGUUUUACGCGAUACUUCACCGGAUUGAUGUCGGAGUUGUGAUAGAUUUGGAACCUGCAAGGUCUAGUGACCCUGCAUUGUCGUUCGCAGGAGCGGUUCAGUCGCAGAAGCUAGCCGUUAGAGCGAUUUCUCGGCUGCAAUCGCUUCCCGGCGGAGACAUUGGUCUUCUGUGUGACUCUGUUGUAGGGGAAGUUCAAAAGCUUACCGGAUAUGACAGAGUUAUGGUGUAUAAAUUCUACGAGGACGAUCACGGGGAGGUUGUUUCGGAGAUUAGGAGGUUGGAUUUGGAGUCUUAUUUGGGCCUGCACUACCCUGCCACUGAUAUCCCUCAAGCCUCAAGAUUCUUGUUCAAGCAAAAUCGCGUUCGGAUGAUUUGUGAUUGUAAUGCUAAGCCGGUUAAGGUAACUCAGAACCAAGAGUUGAGUCAACCACUUUGCUUGGUGAACUCAACUCUGAGGGCGCCACAUGGUUGUCACACGCAGUACAUGGCUAACAUGGGCUCCAUUGCUUCUCUGGUUAUGUCAAUUGUGGUAAAUACCAAAGAUUCCAUGAAGCUAUGGGGUUUGCUAGUGUGCCAUCACACUGCGCCGCGCUAUGUGCCUUUUCCGGUUCGCUACGCUUGUGAAUUUCUUAUGCAGGCUUUUGGAGUGCAGCUUUACAUGGAGAUUCAGUUAGCAGCGCAAAUGGCAGAGAAAAAGAUUCUCAAGACACAAACUUUGCUGUGUGACAUGCUCCUUCGCGACGCGCCGUUUGGGAUUGUUACUCAGUCUCCUAAUAUCAAGGAUCUUGUCAAGUGUGAUGGGGCUGCCCUGUAUUAUGAUGGGAACUGUUGGUUGUUAGGCACAACGCCGUCGGAAUCACAGGUAAAAGACAUUGCUGAAUGGUUGCUUAGUACUCACGGUGACUCGACCGGUUUGAGUACAGACAGUUUGGCUGAUGCUGGUUAUCCUGGGGCUGUUUUACUUGGGGAUGCAGUGUGUGGCAUGGCGAUGGCGCGAAUCAGUUCGAGGCAUUUCUUGUUCUGGUUCCGAUCUCACACUGCUAAGGAAGUUAAGUGGGGAGGGGCCAAACACCAUCCUGAGGAUAAGGAUGAUGGAUGGAAAAUGAAUCCAAGAUCAUCAUUCAAAGCAUUUCUUGAAGUUGUUAAGAGCAAAAGUUCGCCUUGGGAGGCUUCCGAAAUCAAUGCUAUUCACUCAUUGCAACUUAUAAUUAGAGAUUCAUUUCACAAUUCAGAGAAUAGUGGUAUUAAGGCUAUGAACUACAUACAGAGAAGUGAUGCUUCGAGUGGUGGGAUUGAUGAGCUAAGUUCAGUAGCAUUUGAAAUGGUGAGGUUAAUUGAGACGGCAACUGUGCCGAUUUUCGGGGUUGACACAGGUGGCCUAAUCAAUGGUUGGAAUGUGAAAAUUGCGGAAUUGACAGGUUUGCUGGCAAAUGAAGCUAUUGGAAAAUCACUAGUGAAUGAAGUAGCGCAUGCAGACUCGCGCAACAAUCUUGAAAAUAUUCAAAGUAAAGCCCUGCAAGGCUUAGAAGACAAGAAUUUUGAGUUGAAAUUGAAACAUUUUGGGAAUCAACAAGAAAAUGGAGUUGUAUAUCUCAUAGUGAAUGCUUGCACAAGUAGAGAUUACACAAAUGCUGUUGUUGGGGUAUGCUUUGUAGGCCAAGAUAUCACUUGUGAGAAAGUUGUUCUGGACAAAUUUGUCAAGUUGGAAGGUGAUUACAAAGCUAUCAUACAGAGUCUCAAUCCGCUGAUUCCGCCGAUAUUUGCUUCUGACGAGAGCGCCUGCUGCUCCGAAUGGAAUGCAGCCAUGGAAAGGAUAACUGGCUGGAAGAGAGACGAAGUCAUAGGAAAACUUCUUCCCGGGGAAAUCUUUGGAAGCUUUGUUAGACUGAAAGGUCAAGAUACACUGACUAACUUCAUGAUCUUGCUUUACCGGGGAAUUAGCGGACAAGAAUUCGAGAAGUUUCCCUUCGGAUUUUUUGAUAGGAACGGAGAGUUUAUAGAGGCUUACAUCACUGCUAACAAGAGGAUCGAUACGAGUGGGAACAUGAUUGGCUGUUUCUGCUUCUUGCAGAUUGUAUCUCGCGAUCCGAAUCAGCCUUCGGAUGGACAAAAUCUUCCUCAAGGGAGGAAGAGUAUAUCUGAGUCUAAGGAGUUUGCUUAUAUAUUACAAGAGAUGAUGAAUCCUUUAAACGGUAUUCGGUUUACGCAUAAGCUUCUGGAGAAAACAGCUGUCUCAGAAAGCCAGAAACAGUUUCUUGACACUAGUGCUGCUUGUGAAAGACAGAUAAUGGCAAUUAUUGAGGAAACAUACAUAGGAAGUAUCAAAGAAGGCAGCAGUGUGCAGCUAAACAUGGAGGAAUUUCUUCUUGGGAGUAUUCUAGAUGCCAUUGUGAGUCAAGUGAUGCUGUUGGUGAGAGGAAAAAGCUUGCAGCUGUUUCAUGAAAUUCCUGAUGAAAUGAAAACUCUUGCUCUGUAUGGUGAUCAAAUAAAGCUUCAAGUGGUCUUAUCUGACAUUCUGCUUAAUGUAGUCAACCAUACACCAUCUCCAAAUGGCUGGGUUGAAAUCAAGAUUUCACCUGGUUUGAAGAUAAUUCAGGACGGCCAUGAGUUUAUCCAUUUGAAGUUCAGAAUGAGCCAUUCCGGUCAAGGUCUUCCUUCUAACACACUUCAGGAUAUGUUUGAAGAAGGGAAUCAAUGGACUACACAAGAAGGUUUAGGGCUAUAUAUGUCAAGAAAAAUGCUUAGUAGGAUGAAUGGUCAUGUUCACUAUGCGAGAGAACAAAAUAAGUGCUACUUCCUCAUUGAUCUUGAACUUAGAACAAGAAAAGAAAGGCAAAGGAAUUUGCAAGCGGAGACAAGCAUGUUGAGUUAACUUUUCUUUUUUCAUAAACUAGAUUUGAUGCUUGAUAGAAAUUGUUUAGUUAGAGAAAAUAUAUAUAUAGAAAGUAUAGGGAGUGAAUGGAAUAUCUGUACUGGCUUUAAAAAUAAUACAGUUCUUUUUUUUUCUAAAAUUAA
Messenger RNA from Arachis stenosperma, 3636 nucleotides. RefSeq names its product phytochrome E. The transcript is spliced from 4 exons. The record is from RefSeq and is a predicted model, not a curated record. NCBI's taxonomy places the organism in Eukaryota, Viridiplantae, Streptophyta, Magnoliopsida, Fabales, Fabaceae. Gene Ontology annotation, biological process: regulation of DNA-templated transcription; red, far-red light phototransduction; detection of visible light. Bases 188 to 3493 code for a protein of 1101 amino acids. Gene Ontology annotation, molecular function: phosphorelay sensor kinase activity; photoreceptor activity; protein homodimerization activity.